Molecule: messenger RNA, 2726 nt
Organism: Neogale vison (American mink)
Lineage: Eukaryota; Metazoa; Chordata; Mammalia; Carnivora; Mustelidae
Gene: SGPP1
Product: sphingosine-1-phosphate phosphatase 1
Exons: 3
Coding region: 133-1488 (451 amino acids)
Biological process (GO): phospholipid dephosphorylation; sphingosine metabolic process
Cellular component (GO): endoplasmic reticulum membrane
Molecular function (GO): sphingosine-1-phosphate phosphatase activity
Source: RefSeq, a predicted model, not a curated record
GCCGAUCGGGUCCAGCUGUGCGCCGCUGCUGCUGGCCAGGCGCGCGGGGACGGUUCGGGACUGCGCCGGGGGCCGGCCCGUCCUCCCGCGGCUGACGUCCUCCCCUCCGCCGGCCGCUCUGGUCCCGUUAUCAUGUCGCUGAGGCAGCGCCUGGCCCAGCUGGCUGGCCGUCUGCAGGAGCCGCAGAAAGUGGCCCGUUUCCAGCGGCUGUGCGGGGUGGAAGCGCUCCCGCGCCGCUCCGCCGCUCCCGCCACGGAUCCGAGGGAGGAUGAGCAGGCGGAGGCGCCCCUCGCCGGAGACGCCCGGCGCCGAGAGCAGCAGCCGGGGGCGUCCGCAGGCCCCCAGCCGCCCGGGAGCGACCGCAAUCAGUGUCCCGCCAAGCCCGGCGGCGGCGGCGGCGGCGGCGGCGGCGGCGCUCCCAACGGCGUGCGGAACGGGCUGGCGACCGAGCUGGGCCCGGCCUCGCCGCGGCGCGUGGGGGCCCUGCGCCGCAACUCGCUGACGGGCGAGGAGGGCGAGUUGGCCCACGUGAGCAACUGGCCGCUCUACUACCUGUUCUGCUUCGGCACGGAACUGGGCAACGAACUCUUUUACAUCCUCUUCUUCCCCUUCUGGAUCUGGAACCUGGACCCCCUUGUGGGCCGGAGGCUCGUGGUCAUUUGGGUGCUGGUCAUGUACCUGGGCCAGUGCACCAAGGACAUCAUCCGCCGGCCGCGGCCCGCAUCGCCGCCAGUGGUCAAGUUGGAGGUCUUCUACAACUCCGAGUACAGCAUGCCCUCCACCCAUGCCAUGUCCGGCACCGCCAUCCCCAUCUCCAUGGUCCUCCUCACCUAUGGCCGCUGGCAGUAUCCUCUUAUAUAUGGACUGAUUCUUAUCCCCUGCUGGUGUUCUCUAGUUUGCCUAAGUAGAAUUUACAUGGGAAUGCACUCCAUUCUGGAUAUUAUUGCUGGAUUCCUAUAUACCAUUUUAAUCUUAGCUAUCUUCUAUCCAUUUGUGGACCUGAUUGACAACUUCAAUCAAACUCACAAAUAUGCUCCAUUAAUCAUCAUCGGGCUUCACUUAGCCUUGGGGAUCUUUUCUUUCACUCUUGACACCUGGAGUACAUCCCGAGGAGACACAGCUGAGAUUCUAGGAAGUGGUGCUGGAAUUGCAUGUGGAUCUCAUGUUACCUAUAACAUAGGUCUAAUAUUAGAUCCUUCUCUGGAUGUUCUACCAUUAGCUAGGCCCCCCAUUACAGUGACUCUGUGUGGAAAAGCCAUAUUGCGGAUCCUCAUCGGGAUGGUAUUUGUACUAAUAGUCAGAGAUAUAAUGAAAAAAAUCACCAUUCCUUUAGCCUGUAAAAUCUUCAACAUACCAUGUGAUGAUGUUCGAAAAGCAAGACAACACAUGGAAGUUGAACUUCCUUAUCGGUAUAUUACCUAUGGAAUGGUUGGUUUCUCUAUCACAUUUUUGGUUCCUUACAUAUUUUUCUUUAUUGGUAUCUCUUGAUGGAGAAAUACUGUUCGUAAGAAAGGAGGGUAUCAGUUUCCUGUAUCUAAAAAUAUAUUCUAGUUAAAAGCCAAAUCAGAGUUAGGCUUUUGCAGGAAUUUAACUUAAAUAAUUAUUUAAGUAAAUUCAUAAGAGUCAGUGCAUUUUAUCAUUGCACAUCCAGAUAUUGUUUUAGAUGAGCUGAGCUAUUUUAACAGGGAGAAAAUGAUAAGUAGCCAUUUAGAAUGUUCAUGUAAUGUUUGGAGAGUUUUAUGCUGUUAUGAAUUGGAGUUAUAUAUAAUAUAUAUUAAGAUACAUAAUAUACAGUUACGUAUCAAAUAUAUGUUAUAUAUGAAAUAAUAUACCUAAGUUAUUUUAAACUGUGGGGCUGUAUUAUAAAGUCAAUAAUAAUAUGCAAACAGUGUACCUGUAUAUCUUGACUUAAUACAGGCACGUUGUUAUUAACAGAUAUAUUUAACAUUUAUUUACUAUGGGAGCCAUUUCCUAAUUGAAUUGCAUAAUUACUAGGCCAGAAUUCAUAUGCUACCACAUAAUGAUUUACUGCCUCUUUUUACACUGCCAUCACCUUUCAUGUUACCCAUGAUGUUGGACAUGGGAGGCAUUUUUAAUGGACCAAAUUUCCAGAAAAGUUAGUUUUUUAUUCCUUUUUUUUUAAGUUCUGUACACUGUGUUGAAUGUACUUUAUUUGCAGUUGUUCUGGACAUCAGUUUAAUAAUUCAGGUACUGAAUUUUAUUGCUUGCUAAUUGUGCCUUUCUGUUGCUGAAUUAAGAAAUGCCAUGUAUACUGUGAUAUAAAAAUAAGAUGCUAACUCUAUCUUAAGUUACAUAUAAUCAGGCAAAUAUUUUUAAAAUACAUGUCAAACUAACAGGGCUAGAAGUAAGCCACCCUCAAUUCUUCAGCCUUUGCUUGGAAAGAAAUGUGGAAUGGGCUAAACUUUCUAACUAAUUUAUUGGGAAGCUGAAUGGAUAAAUAUUUCCAUUUUUGUAGGUAUUUUUCUGUGCACUGUAAGUUAUAAGAACAAGAUAUAUUUUUUGUACAUUGUCUUGAUUGUUUAUACUGCAGGUAGAUAUUUCCAAUGAAUGGAAAUGUAAUUGAAAUUUAUAGAUGGGACAAUGCACAUGCUUCGUUUGUAAACAAACCGUUUUUCUAAAUUAUUUAGAAAGGAUUGGAUUUAGCAGUGUUAACUUUUACUACCCAUUUAUUAGCUACUUAAGGUAAAUUAUAAAAUCUAAAAGUA